AUCAUCCCAGUCCGGUGUUUCUCUUGCGGAAAGGUCAUAGGAGACAAAUGGAACAGCUACCUCGAGAUGCUGUCCAGAGACAUCAGUGAAGGCGAUGCGUUGGACCAGCUGGAAUUAAAGCGAUACUGUUGCCGUCGCAUGGUCCUCACGCACGUUGACCUCAUCGAAAAGCUGUUGCACUACAAUCGUAAGUAA
This is a messenger RNA of Laetiporus sulphureus 93-53, 195 nucleotides long. RefSeq lists its product as uncharacterized. The record is from RefSeq and is a predicted model, not a curated record. The transcript is spliced from 2 exons. Gene Ontology annotation, molecular function: zinc ion binding; DNA-directed RNA polymerase activity; DNA binding. Lineage: Eukaryota; Fungi; Basidiomycota; Agaricomycetes; Polyporales; Laetiporaceae. The annotation marks the transcript as partial. Gene Ontology annotation, biological process: transcription by RNA polymerase II; tRNA transcription by RNA polymerase III; transcription by RNA polymerase I. Gene Ontology annotation, cellular component: RNA polymerase II, core complex; RNA polymerase I complex; RNA polymerase III complex.